Messenger RNA from Gigantopelta aegis, 3303 nucleotides. RefSeq names its product zinc finger protein 98-like. The record is from RefSeq and is a predicted model, not a curated record. The transcript has 2 exons. Gene Ontology annotation, cellular component: nucleus. Gene Ontology annotation, molecular function: DNA-binding transcription factor activity, RNA polymerase II-specific; RNA polymerase II transcription regulatory region sequence-specific DNA binding. NCBI's taxonomy places the organism in Eukaryota, Metazoa, Mollusca, Gastropoda, Neomphalida, Peltospiridae. Gene Ontology annotation, biological process: regulation of transcription by RNA polymerase II. The coding region runs from base 242 to 1384 and encodes 380 amino acids.
GGUAACUCGAUUGUUGUUCGGCACGUUUAUUUUGUUUAUUAGAACAACUUUCUACGUUUUCCAUUUACAGAUUACAAACAAAGCUCAAGUCUAUCUUCACGUUAACUACACCUGUUGAUCCUGCAACUUUGAAGAUACAUCAGUAAAUGUUCACUCAAGACUGGUUUCAAAGAGGCUGGUAAAGAAGCAAUAUUUUGUGGAUCAGAUCAAAACGUUGCAGGUCCUCUGUCUUAAGAGAAAUAUGUCUAGCAGUGAUGAUAGAUUUGUCAAACGUGAGGUCUCGUCAAAACAUUGUGAAAGCAACCCUCAUCUGGAAGAAGAAACUAAACCACAUUCUUGCCAGAAGCCUUUCCAAUGUGGGAUGUGCUUGAAGUGUUUCUCUUACAAGAGUAAGAUUAAGCUUCAUAUGAGGAUCCACACUGGUGAACGACCAUAUCAGUGUGGGGUGUGCAGAAAGUGUUUUUUUGAGAAAAGAUACGUGAAAAAGCAUAUAUUAAUUCACAAUGGAGUUAACAAUUUGAAAUGUGAUGUUUAUUCAAAAUCUUUCCAUAGUUCCCUCUUGAAAGUACAUAUGCUCGUUCAUACUGGUGUUAUGCCUUUCAUGUGUGAGGUGUGUGGAAAGCGUUUUUCGCUAAAUGCCAACUUGAAACAACAUAUGUUGGUCCACACUGGUGUCAAGGCUUUCAAGUGUGGGGUAUGUGCCAAAUGUUUCUCACGAAAUACCCAUUUGAAACAACAUAUGUUGGUUCACACUGGUGUUAAGAAUUUCAGAUGUGAGGUAUGUGCAAAACUUUUCUCAAAACAUAUAGACUUGAAACGACACAUAUUGGUUCAUACUGGUGUUAAGAGUUUCAAAUGUGAGGUAUGUGCAAAAUGUUUCUCACAAAAACCCACCUUGAAACAACAUAUGUUGGUUCACACUGGUGUUAAGAAUUUCAAAUGUGAGGUAUGUGCAAAAUGCUUGUCAAGCAAUGGCAAAUUGAAACAACAUAUGAAUAUCCACACUGGUGUUAAGACUUUCAAAUGUGAGGUAUGUGCAAAAUGUUUCUCAUUAAAUACCACAUUGAAACAACAUAUGUUGGUUCACACUGGUGUUAAUAAUGUCAAAUGUGAGGUAUUUCCAAAAUGUUUCUCAAGCAAUGGCAAACUGGAAGAAGAUAAGAACAUUCACACUGGUGUUAAGAAUUUCAAAUGCGAGAUAUGUGCAAAAUGUGCAACAUGUUUCUCACUAAAUACUAUCUUGAAACAACAUAUGUUAGUUCACACAAAUGUUAGGAAUUUCAAAUGUGAGGUAUGUGCAAAAUGUUUGUCACGAAAUACCCACUUGAAACAGAAUAUCGACCUGAAAGAACAUACUUUGGUUCACACUAUUGUUAAGAGUUAAAUGUGAUACAUGUGUUAAAUGUUUCUCAUACAAUAGCAACUUGAAUCAUCGUAUCUUUGUUCACACAGGUAAUAAACAGUUCAAAUGUGACAUGUGCGCAAACUGUUUCUCUCGCGGUUAUCAGUUGAAAUGCCAUCUGUUAAUUGAUGCAAAUGACACACUUUUAACACAUUGAAAAUGCAGAUACUGAUAUAGCGUACAGCACCAGCUUGAAGUGAAUCCUGUCUCAGUAGUAGUGUGAUGGAUCAUGAGAUCAACCUCCUGUCUGUUCAUAUUAAUUAGAGAGGUGUGUAGCUCAGUAGUAGUGUGAUGGGUGAUGGGAUCAGCCUCCUGUCUGAUCAUAUUAAUUAGAGAGGUGUGUAGCUCAGUAGUAGUGUGAUGGGUGAUGGGAUCAGCCUCCUGGCUGAUCAUAUUAAUUAGAGAGGUGUGUAGCUCAGUAGUAGUGUGAUGGGUCGUGAGAUCAGCCUCCUGUCUGAUCAUAUUAAUUAGAGAGGUGUGUAGCUCAGUAGAAGUGUGAUGGGUCGUGAGAUCAGCCUCCUGUCUGAUCAUAUUAAUUAGAGAGGUGUGUAGCUCAGUAGUAGUGUGAUGGGUCAUGGGAUCAACACUCGUCAAACUGAUUUAACAUACAACACCAUCUUGAAGUGACUUCUCUCUGUUCAUAUUAAUUAGAGAGGUGUGUAGCUCAGUAGAAGUGUGAUGGGUGAUGGGAUGAGCCUCCUGUCUGAUCAUAUUAAUUAGAGAGGUGUGUAUCUCAGUAGUAGUGUGAUGGGUGAUGGGAUCAGCCUCCUGUCUGAUCAUAUUAAUUAGAGAGGUGUGUAGCUCAGUAGAAGUGUGAUGGGACAUAAGAUCAGCCUCCUGUCUGAUCAUAUUAAUUAGAGAGGUGUGUAGCUCAGUAGAAGUGUGAUGGGGGAUGGGAUCAGCCUCCCGUCUGUUCAUAUUAAUUAGAGAGGUUUAUACCUCAGUAGUAGUGUGAUGGGUCAUGAGAUCAACACACUUCAGACCUAUUUCAUGUUUUAUCACUCACACUAGACCAGCCUUCCGGUAACUGUCAAUAAUAUCAGUAAUAACGACGAAGGCAAAAUGUAGAAUAUGGGUCUUAAGGCAACAUAGUGAGGUGUGUCGUUCAGCAGAUGUAUGAGGGUCAUGGGAUCAACACUCAUUAUAAGACCUGCUUUAGGAUUUAUCACUCACACUAGGCCAGCCUUCUCGUAACUUUCACCAACAUCGUGAAUAAGGACAUAGAUAGAAUUACUGAAUAUGGACUUUUAUUCGGCGUGGGCCUUAAGGCAACAGCGAGGUGUGUCGCUCAGCAGAUGUGUGUGGGUCAUGGGAUCAACACUCGUGAUCAUAUCUACUUAAGGAUUUAUCACUCACACUAUGCCAACGUUCCCGUAACUUUGACCAACAUCAUGCAUAAGGACGACGGUAAAAUGGUUGAAUAUGGUUAUUUAUUCACUGUGGGUGUUCGGAGUAUACAAGUAUGGCUCUGAACGGCUAAACUACAUUGGUUGUCUGGACAAUUCAACACGAUGAGCAUGACUGCUGCUCAUAGGUUUGUUUUUGUUUUGUGUGUGUGCGCGUGUGUCUUUCUGUGUGUGUGUGUGUGUGUGUGUGUGUGUGUGUGUGUGUGUCUUUCUGUGUGUGACUCUGAGUUGUGUUUGUACAUUAUACAUACAUACAUACAUUUGUCCUAUAACUUACCCAUGAUAUCCAUGUCAUAAACCCAUGUAAUAAUUUACUUUAUUAAUAAUGGUAUGCAAAUUUGCAAGGUCUCUUUGUAAUGUGUUGUUGUGGAUAGGUCCCGUGUACCUGAGCGUAACGUUUUCAAAGAUUUGUUUAAAAUGCGUGACGUCAAACUAAUCUGUGCUAAUCGUGAUGUCAUAUUAUCGAUGGUGGCGACUUCAGUACUGUUAUUUACA